GGGAUCGUUAGGCUAGCCCCGCCCACAUCGUAGUGGCGGCCUUCUGAUUGGCUGGGACGCUCUAAACAACCCCGUAUGCUCUGUUUUCCUCUACCAAGAUGGCGUCCGCUGUCAGUGAGCUCCAGUGCCUGACAAGCACGCAGCUGGGAAUAAGACAACAUGGCGGCCGCGGCUUGGGGAGCGUGACUGACUGGAGGAGCCGCCGCCGCGCCUGAAGGCUGCGGGGGGGAGGAGGACGGGCAGUUUUGGAUACUGAGACGAAAAACUCCAUUAGGAGGGAUUAAUUAUUGGUAAAAUGAGAUCUGUAACCAUCAAGGACAAUACCAGCUCCUUACCAAGCACAAUGGAGCCUCCUAAUUCCCAGUAUAACAAGGCUCUCCUGUAUUGGAAGAAGAAAGUACGACUUGAGUAUAUGCGUCUGCAGCAGCUGAAGAGACUUCAUGUCAACCAGGCUGCUGGGGCUCAGUAUGUGGAGAACCUGAUGAAAGUGCAGGAGAAAACAAAUCUUUUAAAUGAAGAAUGGAAAAAACUACGACUACAGCCGGUCCAGAUAUUGGAACCUGCCAACACCCAUCCUUUUCUGAAGAAGUGUACUGUAGAAAGUGCUUUUCCUGGUUUUGCCGUCCAGAGUAUAUUCACCAACACUCUGAACACGGUAGCACUUGUUCCCAUCAUGUACUCGUGGUCUCCACUCCAGCAAAACUUUAUGGUGGAAGAUGAGACUGUAUUGUGUAACAUCCCCUACAUGGGAGACGAGGUUAAAGAGGAAGAUGAAAUGUUUAUUGAGGAACUGAUCAAUAACUAUGAUGGAAAAGUCCAUGGAGAGGAAGAGCUGGAUCUUCCAUCUGCACUAACCGCUAGUCCACGCUCACAUGACCGUGAGCGCCUGUUUAUGUACGGUCACUCUUUCUCGGCUGGACGCAACAGCACAUCGAAAGUGGUUGACUAUGGCUCCCGACCACCACGCAAAGUAAAAUGUAGCAUACAAGGUACAAAAGGUGCUGGCAUUCUGGAUGAUUCUAGCUUUCUGGAGUUGGUUGAGGCCCUUCUUCAGAUUACAGAGGAAGGAGAGAGUGGGCACAGUGACCCACCGGGGUGUAAGGGGGAAGAGGUUAAAGGAGAAGGACCAAUGACUCGAAAAAGAAAGAGAAUUGCAGAGGAAGGUGAGGUCCAGGUGAGCCAAGGAAGUAAUUCUGCUCCAACAAAAGGCCAGACUGAAAGCAAGACAGAUGGAGACGAUAAAGUCUCAGCUCAGAGCAAAACAAGAGGCAGCAAAAGAAACAGUAAAAGUCUGCUGCCAAGUGAUCUUAUCUUCAGUGCUAUCUCCGCCGUCUUUCCUGAGAGAGGCUUUCCAGAAGAAGUCAAGAAAAGGUACAAAGAGCUGACUGCAGCAACAGACCCCAACACACUUCCACCGCAAUGCACUCCAAAUAUGGAUGGACCCUUGGCAAGAUCUGUGCCACGGGAGCAGUCCUUGCACUCCUUUCAUACACUCUUUUGCAGACGUUGUUUUAAAUAUGACUGUUUCUUGCAUCCUUUUCAUGCAAGUCCAAAUAUGUGUAGGAGAAGGAAUCGAGAAAUUAAGAUUGAGACAGAGCCUUGUGGAAAUCAGUGCUUCUUGUGGCUGGACGGAGCAAAAGAGUACGCCAUGUUGAACAACCCCAGAUUCAAGUGCUUAGGGAGGCGUAGAAGGAAAUCCCCAUCAGUUGCUGCUUCCAGUGCAAGUGCUUCCGCCAAAGAAGGAGACAGCGACCGGGACACAGGGAACGAAGGUGCUUCCAGUUCCUCAGAAGGAAAUUCUCGCUGCCAAACGCCCACGGGGCAGAGGCAGGGAAGCAUGAGUGGAGACUUGCCAGAGGGUUCAGAAACCAACGAACCAGUGGAAUGGUCUGGAGCUGAGGAAUCGCUCUUCAGAGUCUUCCAUGGAACCUACUUCAACAACUUCUGCUCCAUUGCUCGACUUAUGGGCACCAAAACAUGCAAGCAGGUUUUUCAGUUUGCUGUGAAAGAUUCCCUUAUUCUGAAAGUGCCGGCCAAGGAGCUGAUGAGUACUGCACAGAAAAAGAAAAGGAAGCACAGAUUGUGGGCUGCACACUGCCGGAAGAUUCAGCUUAAAAAAGAUAAUUCUGCAAACCAAGUAUACAACUAUCAGCCAUGUGACCACCCAGAUCAUCCAUGUGACAGCACUUGUCCCUGCAUCAUGACACAGAACUUCUGUGAAAAAUUCUGUCAGUGCAACCCUGACUGUCAGAACCGCUUCCCUGGUUGCAGGUGUAAGACCCAAUGUAACACCAAGCAAUGCCCCUGUUAUCUGGCUGUUCGGGAAUGUGAUCCCGAUCUCUGUCUGACAUGUGGUGCGGCAGAGCACUGGGACUCUAAAAUUGUGUCUUGUAAAAACUGCAGCAUCCAGCGCGGCUUAAAAAAGCAUUUGCUCUUGGCGCCCUCAGACGUUGCAGGAUGGGGAACUUUCAUAAAGGAAUCUGUUCAGAAGAACGAGUUUAUCUCUGAAUAUUGCGGAGAGCUAAUUUCUCAAGAUGAAGCGGAUCGAAGAGGAAAAGUCUAUGAUAAAUACAUGUCUAGCUUCCUGUUCAACCUUAACAAUGAUUUUGUUGUGGACGCCACAAGAAAAGGAAACAAAAUCCGAUUUGCAAACCACUCCGUGAAUCCUAAUUGUUAUGCUAAAGUGGUUAUGGUAAAUGGAGACCACCGCAUCGGAAUAUUUGCCAAACGUGCAAUCCAGGCCGGAGAAGAAUUAUUCUUUAACUAUCGAUACAGCCUGGCAGAUGCUUUGAAAUAUGUGGGAAUAGAAAGAGAGACGGACAUCAUCUGAUGCCUUCCCAGCCUCGUCAUUGGACAUUGUAACAGUCCGGGGGAAUAACCUGAACUUGUCUGCUUGUCCUGACUGACACUUUAUUGUGAAAUAUUUCUCCUUUUUGUGAAUGUAUUGGUAAGACGGAAGGGUUUCACCACACUGGCAUACAUUAGGUGCAGGUCUCGAGGCGAUCCCGGUGUAUGUGACGUUACCGACAUGAUGAUCAGUCUCCUAUCCUAGCUGUGUCUAUGGGCAAUAGUGAUUGGUCUGAACAUUUCUUAGAUGCUCAUUUACCUUUUGUGUUUAAAGGAGUACUCCAGUGUAGGAAUACUAAUCCCCUUAUCUAAAGGAUAGGGGAUAAGUGUCUGAUCGCGAAGCAGGGAACGGGGUGCGGUGCAAUCUCAUUCAUGACACCCUGACUUCUCCCCAGGAAGAGAGCAGGUCAACCCCCGACCCAAGCAGCGGCCGACGCUCUCCUCCAUGUAUUUCUACGGGAGAGCCGGAGAUACCUGAACGCCGUAUCUGUGGCUCUCCCAUAGAGAUACAUGGAGGAGGCAUGUCGGCCACCGCUUUGUGCGGGAGUCGAAAUUUCCUGUUUUUUUGGGGAGAGCCAGGGUACUGUGCAUUAGAUCGCGAUAAGACACUUAUCCCCUAUCCUUUGAUUAGGGGAUAAGUGUUCCUGCAGCGGAGUACUCCUUUAAUGUAUGGCUUGUCGUUGGUCACGUACAAUCUAAAGCACAAACUCUACAAAAUGAAUCUGUGUUUCAGUUUCCAAAGUGAAGUAAUAUUCCAGGGACUGUCUUCAGAUACAUAAUUUUAUGUAUAAAAAAAUGAAACAAAACUUAAUACUCACUUGCCCUGAUCCCUCUGCUGCCAACGUGGUCCCGGCUAUCAGCACUUCCUAGUAUCAGUCUUGGCACAAGAAAGUGACCGCUCAUGAUGUGAUUGGCUAAGCAGGCAUAUCCAUGUGUAGACACUGAACCAAAGAAGCACUAACAACCGUGACAGGUACCAUCAGAAUGACGUCAGCAAGGGGAUCAGGGAACAUGAGUAUGUCUUUUUUUUUUUGUCCCUGGAAAAUGGACCUGUCAAAAAGCACAAAGUGGAACCAUCCAUUCUAUGGGCCGUACCAAUAUGCUUCCUAUUAUUUUCCAGGAACCUUUGAUGUCAAUGUAGCACUUAUCACUGUUUCUGUAGUUUAUUGUGCUACAUAAUCGAAAUCUGCUUCCUCCACAUAAAAGAUAAGCAAAUUUAAAGGGGUACUCCACUCCACUAAAUGUUCCGAAUGCUGGUGCGGGCUUCAAGUGUCACCACGCCCCCUUCGUGACUUCACACUCCGCCCUUCGUGACAUCCCACCCCCUCAAUGCAAGUCUAUGGGAAGGGCGUGGCAACCCCCGAAGCCCACACCAGCAUUCGGAACUAAAUGUUCCGAACGCUGGGGAGUGGAUUACCCCUUUAAGGUUAACCCCAUUACAGAGUGUGAUGGCGAUGCAGCAGGAUGUUAAAGGGGUUAUAUCACUUGACAACUUAUGCCCUUUCACAGGUUAGGUUAGUGUUUUUACCAACCAGGGUGCCUCCAGCUGUUGCAAAACUUCAACUCCCAGCAUGCCUGGACAGCCUUCGGCUGUCCAGGCAUGCUGGGAGUUGUAGUUUUGGUAGUUUUGCAACAGCUGGGGGCACCCUGGUUGGGAAAUGCUAUCUUACAGGGUGGAUACUCCUUUUUCUUUGCACUCUUUAUGUGGUUAUGUACACUCACUUCUAUAUUCUGUAUGGGUUUUAUGUGUAUUAAUGUCAAUUGUACAGAUAUUAUUUCUACAGUUAUAUUUAUAGAUGUUAUCCCUGUUGUAAAUUGAAAAUUAUAUGUGACAUCACCAGGAAGAGAUAUAAGGGGGUUAUCCAGUUAUUUAAAAAUGUAUCCCCUUAUCCACAGGAUAGGGGAAUAAGUGUCUGAGCGCUUGGGGUGGAUUAGACCGCUGCUGCCCCCAUCUUCUGUCUGUGAUUGGCCGAUCGGCCUCAGUCUGUGAUUGGCCGAUCGGCCUCAGUCUGUGAUUGGCCGAUCGGCCUCAGUCUGUGAUUGGCCGAUCGGCCUCAGUCUGUGAUUGGCCGAUCGGCCUCAGUCUGUGAUUGGCCGAUCAGGCUGUCACUGCUGAGACUAGUUUGCCUAAGAAAAUAGGGGUCGGGGAGAUUCAGGCACCCUUUAGGAGAUUGAUCACAGGGGGUCCUGAUCCCCCCCCCCCUUCACAGACAAUUGUUUCCUAUCCUGUUGAUAGUGGAUAAGUUUAAAAAAAUAAAAUAACUGGAUAACAUUUCCUUAAAUAUUACAAUGAUUCAUUAUGGACACAGUUACAGUUCAUGCAGAUAUUCUAAAUACAGGAUUUAAUGUACUAUUACAAUAUACUAUAUAAACACGAACGCACGCGCAUCAUGCGGCUUGUAAUUGCAUUAUAAACAUUGGUGCCUCUUACCAUUGCAAAACAUUUUACAGUUUAUAUAUGGAUAUUGAUUAUGAAAGGGGUAUUCCAAGAAUUUAUUUAUAUAUAUAUAUAUAUAUUAUCUGCUCUGGAAAGUUAAACAGAUUUGUAAAUUACUUCUAUUAAAAA
This is a messenger RNA of Hyla sarda, 5413 nucleotides long. It is a transcript of the gene EZH1, whose product is annotated as enhancer of zeste 1 polycomb repressive complex 2 subunit. Gene Ontology annotation, molecular function: protein binding; histone H3K27 methyltransferase activity. The transcript is spliced from 24 exons. Gene Ontology annotation, biological process: chromatin remodeling. The record is from RefSeq and is a predicted model, not a curated record. Lineage: Eukaryota; Metazoa; Chordata; Amphibia; Anura; Hylidae. Bases 296 to 2830 code for a protein of 844 amino acids.